AUGGUCUCCUCGCUCAGGUUUCCAGAACCUAUUGCCAUCAUCGGCUCCGGCUGUCGCUUCCCAGGCGGGUGUGAUACCCCGUCAAAGCUCUGGGAGCUCUUGCGAAACCCCCGGGAUCUGCUGAAGGAAAUCCCCGAGAACCGGUUCAGUGCCGAUUCCUUCUAUCAUCCCGACAAUGCACAUCAUGGCACCAGCAAUGUGCGGCAUUCAUAUCUCUUGGAGGAAGAUUUGCGGCGGUUUGAUGCGCAGUUCUUUGGCAUCAGCCCCAUUGAGGCGAACGCCGUGGACCCCCAACAGCGGCUGCUGCUCGAAACGGUCUACGAGAGUUUGGAGUCCGCAGGACUCUCCAUUCAGCAAUUGCAAGGCUCAGACACGGCCGUAUACGUCGGGGUCAUGAGCGCAGAUUUCACGGACAUGAUCGGGCGUGAUACCGAGACAUUUCCCACCUAUUUUGCCACCGGGACGGCCCGCAGUAUUCUCAGCAACCGACUCUCGUACUUUUUCGAUUGGCACGGCCCAUCGCUCACCAUUGAUACAGCUUGUUCAUCUAGCUUGAUUGCCAUGCACCAAGCGGUGCAAGCCCUCCGUAGCGGGGAUUCCUCGUUGGCUGUUGUAGCGGGAUCCAACCUGAUUCUGGGCCCGGAGCAAUACAUUGCCGAGAGCAAAUUGCAAAUGCUCUCCCCCACAGGUCGCUCCCGAAUGUGGGAUGCCGCAGCAGACGGCUACGCGCGCGGUGAAGGUGUCGCUGCCAUUGUCCUCAAGCCAUUGAGUCAGGCAGUCGCCGACGGAGACGAUAUCGAAUGCAUUAUCCGGGAGACAGGCGUGAACCAAGAUGGGAAGACCCCGGGAAUCACAAUGCCCAGCGCAACCGCCCAAGCAGCUUUGAUCCGGUCCACCUACGCCAAAGCAGGGCUCGAUCUCUCCAGGCGCUCGGACCGGCCACAAUACUUUGAAGCACAUGGUACCGGAACUCCUGCCGGUGACCCGAUCGAGGCCAGAGCCAUCAGCACUGCUUUCUUUGGUUCCGAUCUGAGCUUUUCGCCUGAUUCCAGGGAUGACACUCUGUUUGUUGGAUCCAUCAAAACAGUUAUAGGUCACACAGAGGGGACAGCGGGUUUGGCCGCGGUGAUCAAGGCCUCUCUGGCACUUCAGUCUGGGAUUAUUCCACCCAAUCGACUUCUGGAACAGCUUAAUCCGGCCAUCAGGCCUUUCUACGACAAUCUUCAAAUCCUCUCAGCCGCUGAGGAUUGGCCACAGCUGCCGCCGGGCGGGGUGCGGAGGGUGAGUGUCAAUAGCUUUGGCUUUGGUGGUGCAAACUCCCACGCCAUUCUUGAAAGCUAUGAGCCGUCAAUCAGCUCACCUGGUCCCGCUAGUGACAUCGCGUUCACCCCAUUCGCGUUCUCUGCAGGCUCAGAAAGUGCGUUGCUGGCUAGUCUGCGUGUAUACCGCGACUUUCUGUCUACUAGAAGCGAUAUUCGGAUGAAUCAACUCUCUUGGACUUUAAGCAGUCGGCGCUCUAUUCAUACUUCUCGCCUCGCCAUCGCUGCCUCGACUAAAGACGACUUGGUCGUCAAGCUCGAUGAAAUAGUCGAAAGUUAUGGUAAAUCAAACACUUCCGUGGACCUCAGCCACCGGAAGCCCCAUACCGACGAGUUGCGUAUUCUUGGGAUCUUCACCGGCCAGGGCGCGCAAUGGGCCCGUAUGGGUGCGGAGCUAAUUGAAAAAUCCCCUGCUGCGAGCAAGAUAAUCGACGCAUUAGAACGUAGUCUACAGGCUCUCCCACCGCAUGAUCGACCAACUUGGUCACUCCGAAAGCAGAUCCUCGCCACGGCAUCUUCAUCGCUGGUGGGCACGGCGUCGAUAUCACAGCCCCUCUGCACAGCGAUCCAGAUCAUGUUGGUGGACCUGUUGCGUGAAGCGGGUAUUCGCUUUACGGCUGUCGUCGGGCACUCUUCAGGAGAGAUUGGCGCUGCUUAUGCCGCUGGUUGCCUGUCCGCAGAGGACGCCAUUUGGGUCGCGUACUAUCGCGGCCUGCAUCUGAAGUCUGCCACUCAGCAAGGCCUCAUGCUGGCGGUGGGAACUACUUUCGAGGAUGCAAAGGAACUGUGUGAUCUGCCCACAUUUUCGGGCCGGGUGUGUGUGGCGGCCAGUAACUCCCCCGCCAGUGUUACGCUCUCCGGAGAUGCCGACGCGAUUGAGGAGAUCAAAGUCGUUUUUGAUGAAGAGAAGAAAUUCACACGACUGCUGAAAGUGGACCGGGCAUACCACUCACACCACAUGCAGGCCUGCGUAGAGCCAUACGUGCGGUCGCUGCAGCAGUGCCAGAUUCAGUCUACCCUCCCGCACAAGGACCGGUGCGUCUGGAUAUCUAGUGUCUUCGUUCAGGAUAUCCUCGAAGUCCCUGAGAACGUUGCCGAUCUUUACUGGGGUUCCAAUCUGGCGAGACCGGUUAUGUUCGCCGAAGCCCUGCAACUCCUGCUUGCACGAGAAGGUACGUUUGACCUUGCGGUUGAAGUUGGGCCGCAUCCUGCCCUCAAUGGCCCUGCCAGUCAGACAAUUCAGGAUGCUCUGGGCCACUCCAUCCCAUAUACCGGGGUCCUACAUAGAGGCAACAACGAUGUCGAGGCGUUUUCAACCGCUCUCGGUUUCAUCUGGACCACGUUUGGAAAAGCCGCUGUGGAUUUUGCCAGAUUCUCAAAAUUUGUAUCGGAGUCGCCUGACCAACCGCGAGUCCUUAAAGGACUCCCUACGUACCAGUGGGAUCAUAGCAGGACCUUUUGGCACGAAUCUCGCGUUUCCAGAGCGUUCCGCACUCGUAAGGAUAUUCCAAAUGAGCUUCUGGGCCGACAGGUCGUGGAUGGAGCCCCCGACCAGUUACGCUGGCGCAACAUUCUGAGGCCCAAAGAGAUGGCAUGGCUUGAUGGCCAUCAGGUGCAAGGCCAAAUUGUCUUCCCCUGUGCCGGCUAUGUCUCUGCCAGUGUCGAAGCAAGUAUGCGGCUCGCUCAGGCGCAGAAUGUCCAGUCCAUCGAGCUGGAGGAUUUCGUUGUGGGCCAAGCAAUUGUCUUCAACGACAACAAUUCCGAGGUAGAAACUCUGAUUACAUUGACUGACAUCGUUCGUCAUGAGCAGGCGAUAUUUGCCAGGUUUUCAUUCUACUCAUGCCCGACAAAUACCGAGACCCUUGAAUUAUUCAGCCAUGCCAGUUGCCGACUGCGAGUUAACAUUGGUGAUAGCAUCACUGACCUUCUGCAGUCGCAAGCAGAAGCCGACUUUAUGCUGCUUGACGUGGAUUCAGACCGCUUCUACAACGCACUGGCGCAAUUGGGCUUCGGAUACUCCGGUCCCUUCCGCGCGUUGACGGGGUUGAAGCGUAAGCUGGGCAUAGCCACUGGCUUUAUCGAGAAUUCUUCUCCCUCCGUCAAGCAUACACAACCCCUCCUCAUACACCCGGCCACACUAGACGCGGCUAUCCAGUCAAUAAUGCUAGCCUACUGCUAUCCCGGGGACAGCAUGCUCCGAUCGAUACACCUUCCCACAGGCAUUGAGAAGUUGACUGUGAACCCUGUGAAUUGUUUGAAAUUCGCUGGACAGUCCGUCCAGGUUCCCUUUGGCUCGACAGCAUCAAGCAACAACUCCCGUAGCUUGCAAGGAGACGUGAGCAUCUACAGCUUUGACGGCUCUCGAGCCAUACAAUUGGAAGGACUUCAGACACAGCCCCUGUCCUCUCCGACCGAGGCGAGCGAUCUCAACAUCUUUACCGAGCUAGUCUGGGGAGUUGAUCGCCCGGAUUGCGAUGGAAUCCUCCGUACGACCAAGGUCCAGGAUUUGAACUCUGAUCUUCUGUUCUCACUCGAACGCGUUGCGUACUUCUACUUGAAGCAUCUGGAUGAAAACGUCCCUGCAAGAGAGCGAAAUGGACUCCAGUGGCACCACAAGCGGUUAUUUGAAUACGUCGACCAUGUCCUCUCCAAUGUCACCAGAGGAGUUAACCGGUUCGCCCGACCAGAGUGGGCGGGAGAUUCCAAGGACGUCAUACUGGAUAUUUUCAACCGGUAUCCCGAUAACAUCGAUCUACGUCUAAUGCGGGCCGUAGGCGAAAACCUCCCUGCGGUUGUCCGAGGACAACUGACAAUGUUAGAGCCUAUGGUGCAGGACAACAUGUUGAACGACUUUUAUGUCGUUGCCCACGGGAUGCCCUGCUACACCAAGUACCUGGCAGCGGUGGCGAGUCAGAUCAGUCAUCGUUACCCGCACAUGAAUGUCCUCGAGAUUGGUGCAGGAACAGGUGGUGCCACCAAGUCCUUCCUGAAGGAACUUGGCGAAGGGUUUUCUACCUACACGUUUACCGAUAUCUCCAGCGGGUUCUUUGAGAAAGCGUCUCAAGUUUUUGGAUCUUACAGCUCCAAGAUGAGUUUCAAAGUACUUGACAUUGAGAAAGAUAUUGAAUCUCAAGCAUUCGCACCCUACUCCUUCGACGUGGUCAUUGCCUCGCUUGUGCUGCACGCAACCAGAAAUUUAGCGCACACGGUGAGAAAUGUGCGUCAACUGCUUAAGCCCGGUGGGUAUCUCUUGCUCUUGGAAAUCACCGAGAAUGAACAAAUGAGAUUCGGACUCAUUUUUGGAGGGCUUCCGGGUUGGUGGCUGGGCUACGACGACAGGCGCCCCCUUUCUCCUUGCGUGGGUCUGGACAAAUGGUCGAAAGUACUGAGAGAAAAUGGUUUCUCGGGUAUAGACUCUGCAAUCCCCCACCAUGAUACUUUGCCCGUUCCUCUUUCGGUGGUUGUCUCCCAGGCUGUGGACGAGAGGGUGCAGUUCCUGCAGAGCCCUCUCCUGUCAAAUUACCGGACAACAGUCAUUUCACGGUUGACGGUAAUCGGUGGCGGUGGUGCAAAGAGUGCUCAACUCACAAAGGCAGUCACUCAGUUGAUUCGUCCACAAUGUGGACAGAUCCGAGCUGUCGAGUCACUGCAUGAAAUUCGCGCCGAGGACCUACCAGUUGGCGGAAGCGUCCUGUGUCUUACGGAUACUGACGAGCCGGUUUUCAAGUCCAUGGACGCGGACAAGUUACGCGGAUUUCAGGAGAUUUUCAAACAAUCCAAGAAUGUCUUGUGGAUUACUCAGGGGUCGCGCUCUGGUGACCCAUAUGCCCGAAUGGUCGUCGGUUUCGCGCGCACCAUGGUUCUCGAGAUGCUCCAUCUUCGUUUGCAAUUGCUCGACGUCUCACCUGGCUCUAUUCCAGAUCCUAAGCCAAUUGCUGAGGCGAUGUUGCGCCUGGAGGUGACUGGGACAUGGGAAGAUGCCGGCACAGAUGAUGGCCCCAUUUUGUAUUCCGUUGAGCCCGAGCUUUCUCUCGAGGAUGGAAAGUACUCCGUGCCCCGGUUCAAGCUCAACGAGGAGCAAAACACCCGAUACAACUCUUCAAGGCGAAGCAUUCAAUGCGAGCAGAGUAUCCGGGAUACUCCCGUUAAGCUCGUCUAUCGCGACAAUACCGUCUGUCUCCUCGACGCUCCUGAGUCCUCGACCACUGCUAUACUAGAGCCUUCCAUGAAAUGUGUUGAGUUUGAUGUUAUCUACUCCAUCAACAAAGCAGUGGAGGUACUCCCUGGAUGUUAUCUGUUCUCCAUCGUUGGUAAAGACCGGGACACCGGAGAGCAGUUCAUCGCGCUGUCCCCUGAUCAAAGCUCGAGGGUACGGCUUCCCAGAUCCCUUUUGAUGCCACAAGCCAAUUCCGGGGACGAAGAAAAGACCCUGCAGGUCUUCUACAACGAGUUGCUGGCCCACUCUAUCAUGCGAGAUGUACCGUAUGACAGCGAUGUGGUUGUACUAGAUCCAAGUCUUGCCCUUGCAGAUGGGCUUAAAAACGUUGCUCGGGAGAAAGGCGUGAACCUUGCUCUUUGGACAACGAACGCUGGCAUAACUAUGUCGCAUUGGACAUACCUCCAUCCGAAGGCGUCCAGGACUGAAAUAGGGAAGAUACUAUCCAGCAAAGUUACGUGCUUCAUGAACAUGGGCACCAAUGACUCGCUUUCUGCCAGGGUUAUCGCUUGCCUUCCACACUUUACACAGGUCAAGUCGGAAGGCAGCCUUACCACGCUGACGGGUCAUCUCACACUAAAUGUGUUGUCUGAUAUCCGCUUACUGCUCAGUGAUGUUGGCCAUGCGCUGACGACGCGACGCCAUUUUCGCUCGCCAGACCUUUCUACUGUCUCACUGAAGGAGAUUGUGGCUCGAUCAAGCGUCUCAGAUACUUGUCUUAUCAAGUGGGCAGACGAUUCAUUGGUUGCGCGGGUGACAGUUGAGCCCAUUGAAACUAAGGUACACUUUCGCAGUGACAGAACCUAUUGGCUGGUCGGGUUGACUGGUGGUCUCGGUCUCUCCUUAUGCGAGUGGAUGGCACAGCAGGGAGCACGGUACAUCGUUCUGUCCAGCCGCAGCCCCAAGGUUGAUGGACGGUGGUUAAACAAGAUGAAGGCAAUGGGAGUGACCGUUGAGGUCAUGGCGAAUGAUAUAUCUAAGCGCGACUCCGUCCAGUCUGCUUACAGGAGAGUCUGUCAGGAAUUGCCGCCAAUAGCUGGAGUGGCCCAGGGAGCUAUGGUUCUUCACGAUACCAUGUUUUUGGACCUCGACAUGGAGCGCAUGAAUAAGGUGCUCCUUCCCAAAGUCAAGGGGAGCACCUACUUGGAAGAAAUCUUCCGAGACACCGAGCUGGAAUUUUUCGUCUUCUUCUCGUCGAUGGCUGCAGUGACCGGCAAUCCUGGUCAGUCAGCCUAUGCGGCGGCGAAUAUGUUCAUGGCAAGCCUUGCAAACCAACGUCGCCAGAGAGGGCUGAACGCGUCCGCUGUGCAUAUCGGUGCUAUUUUCGGCAAUGGUUAUGUGACUCGAGAACUGACUCUGGCCCAGCAGGAAUUCUUACGCAAGGUUGGCAAUCUAUGGCUAUCAGAGCAUGACUUCCGCCGGCUUUUUGCGGAAGCCCUGUAUGCUGGACGACAUCAACGGGGACGCAGUCACGAGUUAUCUACUGGGUUGAAGAUCAUCGACAGCGAUGAGUCGCAAGCGAUCACCUGGUUCAACAACCCCAUGUUUCAGCACUGCAUCAAGAAGACGGGAAGGACAGAACUUGUCGCCGAGGGCUCCACAUCCGGGGCUCCUGUUAAAGUGCGCCUGUUAGAAGCCGUUAGUCCGGCGGACGUGUAUGACAUUAUCUCAGAUGCCUUCGUGAUGAAGCUGAAGACCAACUUACAAGUGGAGGAUGAUCGACCGAUUGCCGGUCUGACGGCCGACACGCUGGGGAUUGACUCCCUGGUUGCGGUAGACAUCCGGUCGUGGUUUAUCAAGGAAUUACACGUCGAAAUACCUGUUCUCAAGAUCUUGAGUGGAGCAACAGUGGGCGAAAUCCUUGUCCAGGCCCAGGAACUGCUCCCGAAAGAAUUAACGCCAAAGCUGGAUCCAAACGCAAUAUCAAAGCCUUCGAAGCCCAGGCAGACAGUCCCGAGUCAACAGUUGUCAGUAGCUGAAGCCAAUGCCUCUACACUAGGGCACAGCACACAGAGUCGGCAUGAGAUUGAUCCGCCUACGGCGACGCCUUCUCCUGACGCGACCAAGACUGUCAGCUCAGUUAUCGUAGAAAACGUAUCGGAGAAUUCAGACUCUUCCCUGCAGGCAUCUGCAACAAUUGAUCUGAGCCCAGACAGCAAACAUCGCCCUGACCAAGAGGUUCUAAUUUCCAGCAUCUCGUCCUCUUCGUGGUCCGAGAUCGAUGAAUCUGAAGGGAAGACAGAGCUCUCCUCCUCAAAAUCGUCCACAACUACCAGUCACAUCAUCCCCAAGACCAUAGCCGUGGAGGCUAAGAAGAGUGUUCCCAUUUCAUUUGCUCAAUCCAGAUUUUGGUUCUUGAGACACUAUCUCAAAGAUCCAUCUACAUUCAACAUAACGGUUUCUAUUCGCCUUGACGGUCCCUUAAGAGUGAAUGAUUUUGCGCGUGCUGUCCAAGUCAUUGGACAGCGUCAUGAGGCCUUGCGUACGCGGUUCAUCACCGAUGAUACACAAGGCACCAUAAAGCAAGAGGUUCUUGCAGCUUCCUCUUUAAUUCUGGAGCAGCGAGCCAUAUCGGGUGACGACGAAGUUGACGAGAUCUAUCAAGAAAUCAGAGGUUAUGUAUUCAAGGGUGAAGAGGGGGAGAACAUGCGAAUUCUCCUUCUUCAAAAGUCAAGUGUUUCGUUCCAGCUCAUCAUAGCAUAUCACCACAUUAACAUGGAUGGAGCGAGCCUAGAGGUGCUUCUUGGGGACCUGCAGAUGGCUUACGAAUCCAAAUUCCUAAGUCCCCGGAUCCUUCAGUACGCUGAUUUCUCAGAGCAACAGAGACGAGAAUACCAGGCUGGGGAGUGGGCUGAUGAUCUUGCCUUCUGGAAGAGGGAGUUCGAGGUGAUUCCCAGUCCUUUGCCCCCCCUUCCUAUGGCUCGGACGUCUGCCCGGGUAACUUUGGCGACGUAUGAAACUCACACGACGGAAUACCGUAUUGAUUCAGCACUGCUGAAAAGCAUUCAAGCUACGUGCGAUCGGAUGAAAGUGACAGCCUUUCAUUUCCACUUGGCUGUCUUUUACACCAUGUUGAUCCGCCUUGUGGAUGUGGAGCAUCUCAGCAUUGGCAUCAGCUCUGCAAACCGGUACCGCAAAGACAUGUUGCAGAGCGUGGGCCUGUAUUUGAACCUCCUGCCACUCCAUUUCACGCCUCAGAUGGACCACACUUUUACCAAUAUUUUGCACAUUGUCCGGGAAAAGUCACUGAACGCUUUCGCUCACUCCAAGGUCCCGUUCGAUGUCAUCGUGAACGAGCUUGGAGUUCCUCGAUCUGCUUCCCACAGCCCCCUGUUCCAGGUUCUGGUGAACUAUCGGGCAGGUGUCUCUGAGAGUCGGACGUUCUGCAGUUGCGAGAGUACGGCCACGGCGUUCGAACAAGGCCAAGCCCCAUACGACGUGAGCUUGGAUAUUAUCGAUAAUCCUGAUGGAGAGUGCCAUGUCAUCAUUGCCGGUCAGUCGGUUCUGUAUGAUGCACAACACGUGGAUGUUCUGGGCCGCGUUUAUCGGAAUCUUCUCACUGUAUUUGCUCGCAAUCCGGCACUACGGUUGGACGUACCGGCAUUAUACGAAGCCGAGGAAGUGAAACGUUCCAUAAAACUCGGACACGGUCCCGUAUACAAGUACAAAUGGCCAGAAACAAUACCCGAACGCAUUGACAUUAUGGUGCAGCGCUAUGGCACGCAUGUGGCUCUGAUUGAUGGUAACGGGCGGAAGACGACCUACACGCAAAUGGAUCAGAGAGUGAAUUCCCUCGCCAUGGCUCUUUUGGAGCGGGGCGCUGGUCACGGAAGCAGGAUCGGCGUUUUCAUGGAGCCAAGAUCCGACUGGAUAUGUUCUCUCCUUGCGAUCUUGCGUCUUGAUGCGAUAUACGUUCCCUUGGACAGUCGUAUGGGACUGGAUCGCCUCGCGGCGGUUGCGCAAGACUGCAAGCCUGAUUUGGUGCUGGUGGACAAUAUCAGUGCGUCGGAUUUUGCGUCCCUCAAAACUCCUGGCUCCUCCAGUGUGAAUGUCGACCAAAUCUUCUCCCGCUCUGACGACCCCAAAGUACCAAACGCCGCCCGUCCCAGCUCCACGGCGGUGAUUAUGUAUACCAGUGGUUCUACUGGAGUCCCCAAAGGGAUCGUCAUGCAGCAUCAGACAUUCCGAAAUAACAUCGAGACCUCCACAGACAAAUGGGAUUUCCGCAAGGGAAGUGAAAUCGCAUUGCAGCAAAGCUCCUACAGUUUCGACAUGUCUCUAUCUCAGACCUUCCUGGCUUUGUCAAACGGUGGUACUUUGCGAAUUGUCCCAAAACAGCUACGAGGCGACCCACAGGCCAUAUCCUCUCUGAUCGCUACUGAGGGAAUCACCUUUACGGAAGCUACUCCGUCGGAGUACAUCAGCUGGCUUCGUUAUGGCGACACGGACGGCCUGCGACAAUCUAGCUGGCGUGUCGCCGUCAGUGGAGGGGAAGCGGUGACUGAUACCUUGACUCUAGGCUUCCGACAGCUUGAGAAAUCAGAUUUGGAAUUGAUCGAUUGCUAUGGCCCCACAGAGAUCACAUUCUGCUCUCACAGCAGAAGAGUCAGCUAUGAUGGUGAUGACAGCACUACUAGUCCAGGUUUUCAGACAUGGCCCAAUUACUCGGUCUAUAUAGUGGACAGAUAUAUGAAGCCCGUACCCGCCGGCAUUCCAGGACAAGUCAUACUUGGUGGCGCUGGGGUGGUAGCUGGCUACUUACACAGCGAGCUCGAUACCAGUGGAUUUGCCAGAAACCAGUUCAUGUCUGCAGAAUUCUUGGAGAACGGAUGGACCAGGAUGCAUCGCACCGGAGAUUCUGGCCGACUCACCCAUGACGGAAAACUUAUAUUUGGGGGUCGAAUUGCCGGCGAUACGCAGGUGAAGCUCAGGGGCAUUCGAAUCGAGUUGCAGGAGGUUGAGUCGGCGAUUGUCAACAGUGCAAAUGGCAAAAUUAUCGAUGCUGCCGUCCUGGUGCGGAAGUCCGCAGCCACCGGCUCUGAGGCGUUGAUUGCCUACGUCACGUUGCUAGGUGCUGACGAGGGCGACAAGAACAAUGAGCCGCUGGAGCAGAUCCGUCAGCAACUUCCACUGCCGCAGUACAUGCGCCCGGCCGUCAUCAUUCCGCUUGACCGGAUGCCCAUAAACUCCUCCAACAAGAUCGACCGUCUCGCCCUCAAGUCGCUGCCUCUUCCUCCAGUGCUCCAGACCGGCGAGGCAGAGUCACACACCGACGAGUCUCCGUCCAUAGCAAAGAUGAGAGUAGUGUGGGCGAAUGUCAUCCCGAAAGAAAUCCUUGCACACUUUCAACUUCGCCCUUCUUCCGAUUACUUCCAUGUCGGGGGCGACUCGAUGCUCCUUGUGCGCCUCCAGUCCGAGAUUAACAAGGUCUUCAGUACAACUAUUUCGCUUUUUCAAUUGUUCGAUGCUAGUACUCUUGAAGGUAUGGCAUCCCUGGUUGCCGACUCAGGGUCGACACAGGAGAAAGUGGCAGUCGACUGGGAAUCCGAAACGGCAGUUUCUCGCAAUCUGCUCCAAGUUCCGGCUACCAAGCGGUUUUCUGCCCAUCCAUCGGUGGUUGUGCUAACGGGAGCAACGGGAUUCCUGGGUCGUGCGAUCUUGAACCGGCUGUUGAAGGACUGCAGUGUGCAAAAGAUCCAUUGUCUUGCUGUCCGUCGCGAUCCAAGCAGUCUCCCUGAAGUCUUCCAAUCGCCAAAGGUCAUCAUUCAUCGAGGUGAUCUAACUUUACCCCAAUUCGGGCUCACGGACCGGACGGUUGCCGACAUCUUCGCUGAAUCCGACGCAGUGAUCCACAACGGGGCUGACGUCUCCUUCCUGAAAUCAUACCACAGCCUAAAGCCAGCGAAUGUCGAAGCGACCAAGGAAUUGGUCCGCCUGUCAAUCCCCUAUCGCCUGUCCUUCCAUUACAUCUCCACCGCAAGCGUGACUCAUCUUACCGGCCAGGAAGACUUUGACCAAAGCUCCGUUAGUGGCUUCGCCCCAUCCCUUGACGACGGCUAUGUAGCCUCCAAAUGGGCUAGUGAGCGCUAUCUGGAAAAGGUCAGUCAUCAGUGUAGCCUGCCCAUCUGGAUCCACCGUCCAUCGUCGAUCACUGGUGACGGGGCCCCUGAGACCGACAUGAUGUCCAAUCUGCUUCGCUACUCCCGGACUCUACGGGCCAUCCCUCAGACUGAGGGAUGGGCUGGCUGGCUGGACUUUGUAUCUGCGGAUCGAGUAGCCAUGCGGAUCGCGGAUGAGGUGUAUGAGGAUUACUCCUGGCCCGGGACAGUCAAGUACCUGUACGAGUCGGGUGAUCGUGAGAUCCCUCUGUCUGACCUUAAGGCUGUCUUGGAGCGAGAGACUGGCGAAACGUUUGAGGUGGUGCCGCUCAGAGAGUGGGUGUCACGUGCGGAAGCACAGGGCCUGCAUCCAUUACUUGGGGAGUACUUGCAGAAUAUCUCCGGCAUGCCUCUUUUGCUUCCUCGACUUGUUCAGCAGGAGGAUCUCUUCUAA
This is a messenger RNA of Aspergillus viridinutans, 12087 nucleotides long. RefSeq names its product PKS-NRPS hybrid synthetase psoA (gene nrps14). Gene Ontology annotation, molecular function: 3-oxoacyl-[acyl-carrier-protein] synthase activity; phosphopantetheine binding; fatty acid synthase activity. The record is from RefSeq and is a predicted model, not a curated record. The transcript has 5 exons. Gene Ontology annotation, biological process: secondary metabolite biosynthetic process; fatty acid biosynthetic process. The coding region runs from base 1 to 12087 and encodes 4028 amino acids. NCBI's taxonomy places the organism in Eukaryota, Fungi, Ascomycota, Eurotiomycetes, Eurotiales, Aspergillaceae.